AGAUUCGCUUCCUCACUUGCGCAGAAACGAUGUGAGAGUGAGCCAGCCAUGGCGACAGUUGUAGAGAAGUCAACAAAAGAGCGGCUGCUCUCUGCGUUGGAUGAUUUGGAGGUUUUAUCCCGGGAGCUAAUCGAGAUGUUGGCUCUGUCCCGGACUCAGAAGCUGCCGCAGCCGGGAGAAGACACCCAGAUCCUGGAGCUGCUGGUGCAGAGGGACAUGGAGUUCCAGGAAUUGAUGGAGACGGCUCAGCAGCAGGGUGAGGUGCACCAGGAGAUGCAGCUGCUGGAGAAGGAGGUGGAGAAGAGAGACAGCGACAUCCAGCAGCUGCAGAAACAGCUCAAGGAGGCCGAACACAUCCUGGCCACCGCUGUUUACCAGGCAAAAGAAAAACUCAAAUCCAUCGACAAAGCUAGGAAAGGGAGCAUCUCUUCAGAGGAAAUCAUCAAGUACGCUCACAGGAUCAGCGCCAGUAACGCCGUGUGUGCGCCGCUCAACUGGGUCCCAGGGGAUCCACGCAGACCUUACCCAACUGACCUGGAAAUGCGCAGUGGGAUGCUGGGUCACAUGGCCAACCUGCCGACCAAUGGUGUGAACGGACAUCUGCCCGGGGACGCUCUGGCUGCUGGGAGGUUGCCGGACGUCCUGACGCCUCACUACCCCUGGCAGUCCUCGGACGUCUCCAUAGGGAUGCUGCCUCCUCACCAUGGAAACGACUUUGGCCUGGAGCCUCCAGGACACAAUAAGGAGAACGAGGACGACGUGGAGGCAAUGUCGACAGAUUCCUCCAGCAGCAGUAGCGACUCAGACUGAAUGUGUGUGUGUGUGUGUGUGUGUGUGUGUGUGUGUGU
Messenger RNA from Etheostoma cragini (Arkansas darter), 848 nucleotides. It is a transcript of the gene med4, whose product is annotated as mediator complex subunit 4. Gene Ontology annotation, cellular component: mediator complex; core mediator complex. The transcript is spliced from 8 exons. The record is from RefSeq and is a predicted model, not a curated record. Gene Ontology annotation, biological process: regulation of transcription by RNA polymerase II. The coding region runs from base 49 to 810 and encodes 253 amino acids. Gene Ontology annotation, molecular function: transcription coregulator activity. NCBI's taxonomy places the organism in Eukaryota, Metazoa, Chordata, Actinopteri, Perciformes, Percidae.